AUGCAGCAAGAAGAACACGCCGCAGAGCAGCGGCCCUUGUCUCCACUGCGCUCGAUAAAGCUGUCGAACCUGACGCGCAGACUGAGCACACGACCAAGCCGGCCAUCUAUCCUUGCCCAGGACGAUGCCGACUCGUUCGACUCGCCGCGCUCGACGCCCAGCGGCAUGUUUUCAGGCAUGCGCCGCGGCUCGACGCCCUUGGCCCAUGCUCAUGCGCAGAGUCCCCGUGUAGACCAAGAGGCAGUCGCCUCUCCUCCCCUCGAUCUGGGCGCGCUCGGCGUGCCGCGCGCACCCCCGGUGGUCCCUGGCCCCUUUUUGCGCCGCGUCUCGCCCAGUACAUCGUCGCUGCAGCGGCAAAAAGACGCGCCUGCAGCCACGCCAGCUGUCCCGUCCUUCUUCCCUGGCAUGCUAGGUGAUGUUGUGUUGUCUGGGCAUGCGCGCCCUAGAUCGCGCGCAGCAUCGUCGCGUCUAGCCAUUCCCGGCGAUCUGCUAGCGCAGACCACGCUUCAAUUAAGCCCGUCGACCGACUGUAUCAACAUGUUUGGCCCCUUGCAAGUUACGUCCAACUAUUCUCUCUCCGGCAAGGUCUACGUGCAAGUCCCUUGCGCAGCGUUUGACGACCAUAUGGAGCUGCUGUCUUUGCGCGUGUGCCUGUGUGGGUACUCGAUGUAUGUCGAUAGCUCCUCGCGCUACUCGGCGAUUCGCAUCUGCAAUGCCGAGCAUGCAGUGGUGACCCGGCCUGUACAGCUCGCGCUCACGGAGCAGUCUGUGUGCUACGAGCUUGGAUUCGACGUCUUUGCGCCCGGGUGGCUCCCUGCGUCGUUUGCGUCGCGCAAUGCCAGCACAUUUUAUAGCCUGGAGGCCGUCGCCAGCCUCGGCAAAAGAGCACGGCCAGCCAGCGCGGCCUCGAGCGAUGACCACUUUGUCAAUGCCAUCGAAACGCUCGAUCCUUCUGCCCGGGAAAACAGCGUGUGUGUGCGCAGUGCACCGCACCUGAUCCGCGUCCAGCGCAGCAGGGAGCUGGUGCCCGUCCCGGUAGCCCUGCACGCCAUAUUUGAGGGCGAAGAGGUGCAAGCGGAAACGAAUCCGUUUUUGCGUGCGCGCCCGUCCAUGAAUGCGUUUCUGAGCACGAAUCCAUUUUCGAGCGCGGCGCCCAGCACAAGCGCGCGCGCGCCCGAGCCCCCGCUAAAAUUCAAGGCGCAGCCGCGUGUUCCUCUGCGGCACUACACGCACCUCCCAAAAGUGCCACUGCCGGUCCCCGUGGUGAUUCAAGGCAAAGUGCACGACCACCUCCCCCUCAAAAUCACGCUCUCCGUCCCCGCGCACACCAACACAUACGUGUUGGGCGGCGAGGAGCAGCCGUCGCUCGUUUUUGGCCUCCAAGUAGAGCUCCAUCCGCUGUGGGAGCAAACGAAAAUGUGGAGCGAUAUGCGUUUGUGCGAGCUUGAAGCGAUGUGCGUGCAAAUGGAAAAAUACAGCACGGCGUUAUCGCGCAGCUACUGCACGGCGUUUGCGCUGCCUUCUCACGAGCCUCCGCUCGAUCCCGACCUCAUUCCCGAGUUUGACCAAGAGGCGUGUGCAAACCAUCCGGGCUACGUGACGUACCACGGCAUGCCGCAGUAUCCAUACAACCGUACGCUGCUGCAAACGCGCCACCAACUCGAGCAGGCGGGCAUGGCGCCUGUCGAUAAGCGAAACCAUGCCGACCGGUUCCGGUCCUAUACAGUCGGCCCGCUGCCGCAGCGCGAACACGAUGCCAAAGGGAAAAAGCGCAGCGUUUCAGCGCCCGCGGUCGAGCCGCCAGCGCCAGCGCCAGCAUCUCUUAAGCGGGGCGCGACACAGAAGCGCAAAAAGGCGUAUACCAAUGCAUUCUCGCGUCUGUCGAUGCUUGCAAGUGCCAUUCGCGACGCGGGCGAAGGCUCGGAGCGCAAUGCGUCCAGCGGCUCGAUUCCCCCGCAGGAAACGCAGGCAGCGCCCGGCCACGAAAACCCAAAAGCCUCGUAUGUCUUUGAUGGGCGCGAUGGUUUUGGCAUGGCGCUGGGUGUGAAGCGCACCAAACUCUCGUUUAAUCUUCCCCUCGUGCCGUCCGCGGCCAAAGACGCGCAGGGCAUGGGCUCGCCGCAGCUCUUGCCGGACUAUGAGAGUCCGCAUGUGCGCAUCCGGCACAAGCUCAAGGUCAAGCUGCGGUUUGGCUAUGGAUCCAGCCAGCUCUCCAUCAAUGCGGGCACACAAAGUUUGGUCAUGUGCGUUCCGGUGCGCUUCAGCGAGGCGCCGGCAAAAGAAGCGCUUGCGUUUUCCUCGCCCAUCGUAUUUCCUCCUUCGGCACACACCUGUAUGCCUGCAGAAGGCGCACCGAGCGUUCCUGUGCCGCCGCUGGUGACGCAAGCAACACGGCCUGUGCAUGCCACCAACGCGCAGAAAUCCUUUCUCCCCGCCUAUGUCCAGCUUUUCCGCGACGAUGGAUCGCGGCUUGCGGACGAGACGGAAGUGCUGCCGCGCUAUCCAGAACGGAAUGGCGUGCCGAUGCCCGAGGCCGUGGCGGCAUCGGAUCCUUUCUCACUGCACCUCGAGACGGUGCUUCGUCUUGCGCCGGACCAUGUGCGCGAGGCAAAGACGGGUGCAGUGAUGAACAUGACCGAGGCGCUGAAUGCAGACGACGAUUUGUUUGACGAGGCGGAGCCUGCUUUGCAUGUGGACGAUGAUAUGCUUGAUACAGAGAUCCAGCAGGAUGCGCUUACGAGUGCACCCGGCAUGGACUAUGACAUUGAAGUGGUAGAUUUGGGACCGACCUAG
Malassezia vespertilionis is the source of this 2793-nucleotide messenger RNA. RefSeq lists its product as uncharacterized. The record is from RefSeq and is a predicted model, not a curated record. Bases 1 to 2793 code for a protein of 930 amino acids. NCBI's taxonomy places the organism in Eukaryota, Fungi, Basidiomycota, Malasseziomycetes, Malasseziales, Malasseziaceae. The transcript has a single exon.